CGGGUCAAAAUACUAGUAAUUUAAAAGAAGAGUGCUAUGAGAACACCAUUUGAGUAGCCCACAUGUACACCAAAUUUAAAAUAGGCGAACACACACAUGGUCAACCAUUUCUCAAUUUAAAAGCUUUUACCACCUCUGGCCCCUGGGCUCCAUGCUAUUAGUCCGUUUAUCUAGAUAUGGAGAAUGGUGACGAUUGGUUCGCCAUGGAUAAGCUCUACCACGUUCUCUUCUGCUUCUCCAUCGCUAUCAUUACCUCCGCCUUCGCGGGUUGGGCCCGAUACCCGUUUAUUAGGCGCAGGAGAAUCUGGGUCGGGUCCAUCGUUUCCCUCGCUGCCGGGGCCGCCAAGGAGGUCGCAGACGAGCUAGGGUUUUUCAAGUCCGCCGGUGCUUCGUCAAAAGACGCCGUAGCCGACUUCUUCGGCAUUCUGAUUGCUGCUUUGAUUCUUCGUCUCGGUAAACCCUAUUCCUUUGCAGUUCGACCUGACCCAUUGAGCGGCGAUAAAGAGCUUGACUUGGUUUGAUCGCCCUGUAAUUUCGUAUUUGCGUAACUUCUGACGUCACUCCUGGAUCUUUGGAACAAGAACUGAUUGGGGGCUUCAUUGUGUCUAGUUGCAAUAUUCAGGCCAUGUUGAAUGCUGGAUAGCAUAAAUAGCCUAUGUGCAUCUGCCUUAAAAAAAUCUUAGAGCAUGAGUAUGAGAUAAUUUACCUAUAUUUUUGUCUAGUUCAUCAUAGCUGCAGGGUCUUUUGUUCACUACUUGAAAUACAAAGUGCUGGAUUUUAGUCCUCCAGAGUCUAGGACCAAGGGUCCAACACGGCCCUUAGAUGGAGGUGUGGGUUGGAAGAUAACAAAAUCGGGGAAGAGGGAAGGAAACUUGACAUAUCUUAGCUGAAUGCCCUCACUCGAUUAUCCAAAAUAUGGUUACACUCAUGGCCCAAUAGUUUCCAAAGAGUUCGUUGCGUAUGGAGAGAACAUGUGUGAUGCAUCGUCCUUUCAUUCGUCAUGGGAGCCCCUGCUUGUCCGUAAGCAGGAAGUGGUUUCUAGGUGGACUUCAUUGUGUCUAGAACAAGUGAGUAUGCUGCCCGCCAUUCUGUCAUUCCCUACUGAUGGAACUAGUAUUGAACGUUUCAUGUAUUUCAAAAUAGCAUUAUAAGUUCUCAGAAUUGUUUCAAUGCAAUACCACAAGGAACAUUACAGUCAUUUUUAUGUGGAUGCCCCAAAGAUCCACGUCAGUUUCAAGUUGAUGUCACAUAAGAUUGUAAAGAACAUACUGGCUACCACGACAUCUCCGUUCAAGAAGAGGCCUCUUUGACUAAUGUUCAUGCUCUUAUUUUGGCAAGGGCAUGGACAGAGAUGGUGAUUAUACCCCUGCCAAGGGUUAUAUAUGGUUGAUUGGCGAAUCCAGUAAACCUGUUUGGUGUGACAUAGUUUGGAACAAGUGGUCGAUACCUAAGCACCAGUUCAUUUAUUGGCUGAUUUGCAAGGGGAGAUUACAAGCUAAACAAAGAUUGAGCAAGCAUCUAAGUUUAGAUACUUGCUGUAGCUUCCGUGGCUAUAAUGUUGAAGAUGUUGACCAUCUCUUCUGCAUCUGUACAUUUGCUAUGGAGUUACUUGAUAUUAUCCCUUGAUGGGUUGGGACUGAUUUGAAUGCCAACUCCUUGCAGAGGAAAGGUUAAUGCAGCUGAAGCCUAUGAAAUGGAGGAUGAAUAUUGUUGCUGCGUAUAUGGCCUCUGUUUAUGCUUGUAUGGAUUUGCUGUCAAUCUGCAGUUGGAUUAAAACUUAAGUCAAUUAUUUUAUUAGGAGGAAGAGCAUGAUCAUGUGCCUUUAUGUUGUCUGUAGAGUUAUGUUGUCUGUAAGUUUGUGGUUAGUGCGAGUGUUUUAUCAAUACAUUUGCUUUCUCAUGACCAUGUUAUGGUGCUACAAUAAUUGAUAUAAAAUGAAUAUAAAUUUUUUCUCAUG
Messenger RNA from Cuscuta campestris, 1957 nucleotides. NCBI's taxonomy places the organism in Eukaryota, Viridiplantae, Streptophyta, Magnoliopsida, Solanales, Convolvulaceae. The record is from the annotation of a GenBank genome assembly.